AUGCAGGAUCCAACUACCCCGUCCAAGCCGCCGUCAUCCCGCCAGCCCUCAUCCCUGGCUUGUGUAUCCUGUCGCCGCCGCCAUUUAAAGUGCGAUGCCCUUCUGCCAGCCUGUACUCGCUGCCAGUCCACCAAUGCAGAAUGUCAUUAUGUACGGUCGAGGCGAGGAUUGCGUACCAAACCGAGCAACCAAUCCCCCCAGCGCUUCGACGAUCAAAUGUUGACUGCAGACGAUUUUGCUACCUGGCUGAAUGCCACCACGCUAGCAACAGACUUGGAGGCAGAUCCGGCACUUCUCCAUGGACUUGAAACGCCCCCAGUAUGGGAUAUUCCUUGCCUCCAGGAUGAUACAACCACAACUGCCUGGCCCGAGCCGGAGCCGCUCGCAACAGUAACCCCUGAGAUAGCUUAUGAUCCAAUGGUGCAGCUAUAUUAUCAAAACUUUCACCGGUCACAUCCUUUCUUGAUACCGAGAAAGGUCCUUCAUUCUUCUCUUCGGCACCGAAUACCCCCAUAUCUCACAGGCAUCAUGCGUUACAUUGGCGCACAUUACUACCCUGAUGUAAGAUUCAAAGAGGAAUUCCGGCGGGUGGCGUACACGGUCCUAUCCGAUACCACUCGGGAUGGGUUCAAAGUGCAGGGACUGUUGCUACUUGCAAUCAUUGAGCAUGCCCAUGGCCAAGAGGAGAAUGCGCACUUGAAAGUCCAACUGGCUAUUGAUCUCAGCCUGGAGCUGGGAAUGAACCGCGCUAGUUUCGCUCCCAUUAACUCUGAAGGCAGUUCGGUUCUUGCUGAAAGCUGGCGGAGGACGUUCUGGGAGCUAUAUGUUGUAGACGGGUUAUUGGCAGCUAUGCGAGAUCAAAGCUCGUAUCGUCUAUAUUCCUAUAAGGCAGACGUGCGACUGCCUUGUGCUGAGGAGCUUUAUAACUCCGCAAAUCACGCCAAAUACACUAACUCUGAACGAUCUCAAACAAAGCUGAACCUCGGGCUCGUCAUGGAAGUGAACCGUUCACUGGAUAUUGAUCUUGAAGCCCGCGUUGAGACAGUUGACGCUGCACUUGUCUCAUCGCUCAUGCAAAUACCUUCCUCUCAGGAUAGCACCUCUUUCGACAGCUCGAAUAUCGAUGAAAUGCUCUUCCAAGCAGAGAUGAUCAACUACCUAGCAUUGAUAUACCUUCACCAUCCCCGUUCCAGCAUGCGCUUUGCUUCUUUCCACGCUCGCACAUGGUGCACUCGGCUCCGGAUCUGCAACAACAAUCCGCCACCUACGGACCUGGAUCUGCACUCGCAGAAGUUCUUGCGGGCGGCGGAUAUGUUAUCCAACCUUGUCACUUUACCCAGUACGAUCAAGUCCCGGACUCCUUUCUUUACAUGCGCCCUGGCAAUGUGUGUUAUUGUGCACACGGCAGCAUGCCUGGUCAUGUCCGCCCCUGAAAAGGUCGAGUCGCUCAAGACGCGAAUUCAACUAAGCAUUGGGGGCUUGAAUAUGCUGGGCAAGUCCUGGCCGUUGGCGAAGAUGGUGAGGCAGCAGAUGGUGAACAUGUAUCAAGAGGUCGGGCUGCGCUGA
Molecule: messenger RNA, 1566 nt
Organism: Aspergillus nomiae NRRL 13137
Lineage: Eukaryota; Fungi; Ascomycota; Eurotiomycetes; Eurotiales; Aspergillaceae
Product: putative C6 transcription factor
Exons: 5
Coding region: 1-1566 (521 amino acids)
Biological process (GO): DNA-templated transcription; regulation of DNA-templated transcription
Molecular function (GO): zinc ion binding; DNA binding; DNA-binding transcription factor activity, RNA polymerase II-specific
Source: RefSeq, a predicted model, not a curated record